Columba livia (rock pigeon) is the source of this 1949-nucleotide messenger RNA. RefSeq names its product RAB5C, member RAS oncogene family (gene RAB5C). The coding region runs from base 237 to 887 and encodes 216 amino acids. The transcript has 6 exons. Gene Ontology annotation, molecular function: GTPase activity; GTP binding. Gene Ontology annotation, cellular component: Golgi apparatus; endosome. The record is from RefSeq and is a predicted model, not a curated record. NCBI's taxonomy places the organism in Eukaryota, Metazoa, Chordata, Aves, Columbiformes, Columbidae.
GGGGCGUGGCGCUUCUGAUUGGCACGUCCCUCUGCCUGUGGCCGAAGAGCUGCUGGCGGAAGGGGUGGGCGGAUCCGGAAGCGGAACGGGUAAAGGCGGAAGUGAGGGCCGGGGCCUGCGAGACUCACCUGCGGCGGGGGGAGCGGCGCUCCGGGCGUUGCAACCUGCCUCCGGGUGGAUCCCAGCGCAGAGCCUGCAGCAUCCUCCGCGCUUGGCGCUCCCGCGCUUAGGCCACGAUGGCAGGUCGAGGUGGAGCUGCCCGACCGAACGGACCAGCUGCUGGAAACAAAAUCUGCCAGUUUAAACUCGUUCUCCUGGGAGAGUCGGCGGUGGGGAAGUCCAGCCUUGUCCUGCGCUUCGUCAAGGGGCAGUUCCACGAGUACCAGGAGAGCACGAUUGGAGCUGCCUUCCUAACACAGACGGUCUGCCUGGAUGACACAACGGUGAAGUUCGAAAUAUGGGACACGGCGGGACAGGAGCGGUAUCACAGCCUGGCGCCCAUGUAUUACCGAGGCGCCCAGGCGGCCAUCGUCGUCUACGACAUCACUAACACAGACACAUUUGUACGAGCCAAGAACUGGGUGAAAGAGUUGCAGAGGCAGGCUAGCCCCAAUAUUGUAAUUGCACUAGCAGGAAACAAGGCAGACCUUGCUACCAAGAGAGCUGUGGACUUCCAGGAUGCACAAACAUACGCAGAUGACAACAGCUUGCUGUUCAUGGAGACGUCGGCAAAGACAGCGAUGAAUGUGAAUGAAAUCUUCAUGGCAAUAGCCAAGAAACUGCCAAAAAAUGAACCCCAGAAUGCUCCUGGAGGGCCAGGUAGGAAUCGGGUGGUUGACCUUCAGGAGAGCAGUCAGCCGAGCAGGAGCCAGUGCUGCAGCAAUUGAGCAGCCGCCCCCGCCCGCCCGAGCCCUCCAACGACGUGACUGGAACCCACGCUAACAAUCGCACUUACCGUAGAGCGGCCGCCGCCGGGGGCUGCUGUGAUUUCUCCAUCCCUUUCUGAUCAUAGGCUGGAGGGGAGUUCUUCCACCUGCACCUUUCUGUACAAAUACUAAUUCAAUUCUAAGUCUUAAGUCACUUUUUUUAAUAUAUGAACUUCUGCUCUUCCCUCUUCCUGGUGGUGGUGGAUGCACGGCCUGGUGUCUGCCCAGCCAGCCCAUGGGUGGGGGCCAGCAGCACCCAGGUCCCACAGUACUGUAGUUCACUAUUGGAAACAAAGGGAUAUUGAGACUAGAAAACCUUGUUUAAAAUGACCCGUGUGUAAAAGCUGAGGCUCAUACCAGUAUGAUAUUGCCUAGAACAACCACUAAACUGUAGCAUUAUAGUGACAAACUCUGGCUUUUCAGCCACUUAUUGACCAAAUCAAUCAUGAGUAUUCUGGGGUGGGGCAGAGGGAAGCAAAACUGGUUUCUUCUGUAUUUUGUAUUGUAUGUUUCUUCAUGUAACCAAUCAGUAUCUUGUCAAUAUAGUACAUACAACUAGCUGCCUGUUGUCUUUAUUUGUGUUGGACUCUAGCAUGCCAACUCUUUUCUAUCUCCAGUUCUGUUGUAAUGCACUAAUCCUGUUGCAACUUUUGCAAAAAAAAAGAGAUCUUGUAUAGAAAAUUGUCCUUUUUUUGGAUGGUUGUGAUGCCACUAAUGUUGUUGACCCUGCUCUGGUGUGAACACACAUGGUUCCGAUGUACAGAGGUGGGGUGGGGGAAACCUCGGAUAACUUGCCAGUGGGAAACAAUAUGUAUUGCAAAAGCCUGUAAUUCCACAAAGUAUGAAGGGAGGUAUUAAAAUGGCUUCUGUUGCCAGACUGAUGUUGGCUGCUGCCUAGUGCCUAAUGCAAUGUCUUAUGCAUACUGGUAUUUAAGAGGAACUGUCAACUCUGGCGUUCAUCAUGAACUUCAGUUUUGUGUGAUAAACAAAGAAAAAUUUUUAUAAACCUAUCCUAAUCGACAA